UGUGGAUUUUUUAACAGCUAUCAUCAAGCGACCAUGUUUGAAAAUGACAGGCAUUUUUCCCAUCUUUCUUCUUUGGAGAGAGAAAUGACAUUUAGGACAGAAAUGGGUCUAUAUUACUUUUAUUAUAAAGCUCUGACAGAAGCUCCAUCAUUUUUAGAAGGAAUGCAUGCAAUCAGGAACGAUAAUCUCACAGAAUAUCCUUCUGUUAUAAAUACUUUAGAGCGAUUUACAUUAUAUCCUGAAGUAGUAUUAGCUGCCAGUUAUAGAAAUAUAAUAGCUAUAGCUAAUUUUUUUAAUGUGAGUCUUAAAGAAUGCUGGCAAGUUCUGAGAGGUGAUGAUCUUCCACCCAUUGAAAGUUGUGAAG
Messenger RNA from Stegodyphus dumicola, 364 nucleotides. Its product is annotated as protein C-mannosyl-transferase DPY19L1. NCBI's taxonomy places the organism in Eukaryota, Metazoa, Arthropoda, Arachnida, Araneae, Eresidae. The record is from RefSeq and is a predicted model, not a curated record. Gene Ontology annotation, molecular function: mannosyltransferase activity. Gene Ontology annotation, cellular component: nuclear inner membrane.